Molecule: messenger RNA, 5120 nt
Organism: Bombus pascuorum
Lineage: Eukaryota; Metazoa; Arthropoda; Insecta; Hymenoptera; Apidae
Product: ral GTPase-activating protein subunit beta
Exons: 23
Coding region: 368-5035 (1555 amino acids)
Biological process (GO): activation of GTPase activity; regulation of small GTPase mediated signal transduction
Molecular function (GO): GTPase activator activity
Source: RefSeq, a predicted model, not a curated record
AAUUUAUUUAAUUUUAUAUAUUUUUCAAUAAAUUAAAUAUUAUAUGGGGACAUUUUUUAGGAACAAAAACACUAUUACGAUACAAUUAUACAACAGCCAAUAAAAACCAUAUUGAGAAAACUUACUACAUAGAAGUGAUAAUCUGUCAAAUAAUGCUCGCAACUGUCAAGUUUUACACAUAUCUAUACAUAUUUGACAAUGUUUGUUGCUUUAAAAAUUACAUACAUAUAAUUCUGCAAAUAUAUGUACUGUUUUUAUGUGUACCAAAUGAAAUUAAACAGUUUUUGUACCUAAAUUGAAAGAAUAUAUACGAAAUUUUACUUUCUCUUUUUUAAUUUUUAGAAGGCAUCAAACCAGAAAGUAAUCUAUGAAUUUAGGCGUGUUUAAUAGAGUUAAUCUUAAGGAUACCCAAGGAGGAAUGUAUUCCGAAUGGGCUUCUCUAAGUGUUUUGAUUCAACAAGGCUCAGAAGAAAGUCAAAGUGUCCUAGAAAAGUUUUCUCCUGGAGCAGGAAAAGAAGUUGCUUUAUCUAUUGUACGUCAAUUGGCUGCAAAUCUUGGCAUUACACAAGCAGCUGAGCCUAGUCCAUUAUGUACAGAUAAGGAAGUACAAUGGUGUAUGGAAGUAAUAUGUUUUGGGCUAUCCUUACCUUUGGCUGAGCAUGAUACUGUUAGAGAUUGUGUUAAUGUAUAUUGUGAGUGGUUGUCUGCAUUAUAUUCUACACCGAAGAUAUGUGUACCUAGACCAAUCAUAGAUGAUCCUAAUUUCUAUGCCAGAAAAAUAAUCAGCCAUUUUCAUAAUUUAUUUGUUCCACGAAAAGGAGAAGUCUGGCCAUUUUUAUAUCAGGAUCUAGGAACAGAUACAAUUAAUAGGCAAGCUGUUUUAUGUCAUAGAGUACUUAGAACAUUGCAACAAAUUGCAAGAGGACCUGCCACUUUAGAAAGAGAAACCUGGGAGAGCUUAUUAUUAUUUCUUAUUGGUAUUAAUGAUGCGCUUUUAGCUCCUCCUGCAACAAGAGAGGAUGCUGGAGAGCAGUUAUGUGAAAGAGUUCUAGGUGUAUUGCUAGAGGUAUGGUUAGUAGCAUGUGAACGCAAUUUUCCAUCACCACCAUUAUGGCGCACAUUAAGAGAGUCAUGUCUUCGUUGGCGACACAGAUUAGCAUUGGUAGAACAGUGGAAUCGUGUUUGCCUUGCUCUUACAGCAAGGCUCUUGCAAAUUAUGUAUGGUCCAAUGUUUCCAGAAUUAAAAAUAAGUGAAGAAGAUUCUCAACUUGUACCACCUACAAUGUCAGAUGAAGCAGUGGCUCAAGCUUGGUAUAGAUUGUUGCGAACUAUAGGUGAUCCUGUUGAUCUAUGCAGACCUGCUGUUAUUUCACAGACUCAAGCAUUUUUACAGUAUGCUAUUGCAAGUCCAAAUGUAAUAGAUCCGUGUCAACAUCCAUGUUUACAGAGCUUGCCACAAAUAUUUUUAAAAGCCAUUAAAGGUAUAGCUGGACAAGUGGAUGCUUUCCUUGGAGUUUCACAGGCAUGUUGCUGGGAAGAAUGUUGUGUAUCUACCAUCACAUGUGGAUCUGCUAGCACUGGAAGUGGAGGUGUAGGAUGGGAUAAAUCAAGUAGUAAGGAUAUGACGCAACCUUCUCCUACACCUCCAACACAACGCAGACUUGCCAAAAGUUUCAGUGUAACACCUUCUGCAGUGACUAAGGGAAUCCCAAAAGCUUCCUUGAUUGGUUUAACAACAAGUCGUGUGUCAAGUACACCACCUAUGUUAAUAUCUAAUUCAGGACCAUCUUCGGCCUCAAGUACAACAUCUAUGACUUCAUUAGUUCAAGACAUUAGGCCUCCUUUAGCUCCAGGGCGGCCAAAAUGUAACAGUAUAUUACAUCUUUUUGGUGAAUGGUUAUUCGAAGCUGCAUUUAUAGGUACUGAUGGAUGGUCACAAAAUUUACCACAACCAUCAGGUGCAUCAAAACGUCCAUCUUCUGUGCUUGUUGAGGGUCCUAGUUCUUUGCAAGAAACUGUUAACGAUGUUCCACCAGCUCUUUGCAUAGAUCGUUAUGAAUCCGGAAGAGCAGAAGCUUUGGGAGCACUAUGUCGAAUAUUUUGUGCUAAAAAGACCGGAGAAGAAAUUUUACCUAUUUAUCUAGCUAGAUUUUAUCAAGCAAUGAAUCAUGGUCUUAAAGUUGAUGAAUCCCGAGAAUGCGGUGAAACGUUAGCAAGUAUUCUUUUGAAUUCUGCUGAUUUAUUUCGUCUAGAUCUAAAUGGUGUACAAGUGUUAGUGCCUGCAGUAAUAUCGGCUUUAGAAACUGUACUUCCAGAAAAAGAUUUAAAACUUAAAUCUAAUGUUGUAUCAAAACCGGAUUUACGAAGAGCCUCAAUACAUUUAUUAAUAUCAACACUGGCGUUACCUCUACACUUUCAAAACCUUACUAUCAAGGAACUUCCAACAUUUCUAAGUCCAAUGGUUACUGACAAAAAUCAUGUAACAUUUGCACAGUUAAAAUCGAGACUUAUGAAUUUGCUUAUAAACGCACUACAAGUUGAAACUGAUUCUCAGAAUACUCAUAUGUUGCUAGGUGCUCUUUUGUUAAGUGUACAAGACUCUGCAGCAGCAGAAGAAGUUGAGCAAGUCACACAACCUGACGCUCUGGCACAUGAUUCUGCCGUAAAUUUAUUAUCAUCAGUCACCAGCGAUUCUGCCAGUCAAAUAAGUAUAUCCAGUGACCAACGCUCGCUCGGUGACACCUCUGAUAUUACAACUCUUCAAGAGGAAUGUGUUGCAUUUGAUUCAGCUCAUGCUCUUUUUGUAAGAGCUACAUAUUUAGUUUGUCACAGAUUAAUAUCAUCAUGGAAGACAGAUUUAAAUAUCUCUCUAGCAGCACUUGAGAUAUUAUCAGGAUUAGCUAGAACACGUAUUCGUGAAACAGAUGCUUUAGAAUGUAAACGGGCUGUGAAAUGGCUCUGUGACUACAUUGCAUAUCAGUGUUGGCGUCCACCACCAGCUCAUUCUAAAGAUCUUCAUUCUUCUAUUGUUGCUGCAUUUAGUUGUUUAAAAACUUGGCUCACUGCUCAUUCACAAUUGUUACAAGAUAAGGAUUGCUUAACAACAGUUCUGGAAGUAGUCGAACUUGGUGUGUCAGGAACAAAAAGUGUAGGAAAACCUGGUGAACCCAUUAAAAUGAAAGAUGAGAAAGAAUUAAAACCAGCAUCUAUGCGUGUUAGAGACGCUGCUGACGCGCUUCUUACCGUCAUUUUAGAACAAGUUGGUUAUUUCCCUAGUGCAUGUGGAGCACAGUCAUUGUCAUCUUUACUAGAUGAAGUAUCACUUCUCCGACAUUGUAAUAGUUGGACUGGGGGUAGAGUCCCACGUCAAGCAGCAGUUGAAAGAUUUCGAUAUUUUGUUGCAGAAAAUGCUACUAUAUUAGCAUUAUUAGAAGAACCACUUGGAAAUGAUCAAGAUCCACAACCUACUGUAACUGUAUUAAUACGUGGUCCAUUCGGAAGACAUGCUUGGACUAUGCAGCUUCGACAUUUACCAAGACAUAGAUCUAGUAUAAGAAGUGUAAAUACAAAUCCAGGUCGACCACUGCCAUUAGCUGAAGCUGCUCCACGAACAGAUUACAAACCUAAAUUUUUUCCUGAUAAUGUAGAUCGAAUUCCACAUUGUAAAGUGGAUGAAUCUAUUCCAAGUUUAGAAGCAGUUAUGAAUGAUAAUGAUGUAAUCAGAAAUGAACAUCAAAUUUUGUCGCAAUUGUUAGAACGUCAAAUGAAUAUUGAAACAAAAUAUUGUGAUGGAAAUGAUAAAGUUUCAGAGGAAAAGACGGAAGAAUGUGUACCACCUCACAUUUGCCACGAAUUUCAAACUGCACGUCUGUUUCUAAGUCAUUUUGGUUUUUUAAAUAUCGAACCUAAAGAAAACAAUGAAUCUAGAAACAGUGGCCUUACUGCUUUAGAUCCAACCAUUCCAGGAUUUUAUUUAGACCUAGAAACUUUAGAUAACAUUAGUCCAAGAACAUGUGAUACUGUUUACAUUUUUUAUGUAAAAGCUGGACAAAAAACUUCUACAGAAAUAUUAUCUAACGUGUUACAUGAAUCGAAUGUAUCAUCGAAUUUCUUAGAAUUCUUAAAUUCUCUUGGCUGGCCAGUUUCUGUAUCAACACAUGCCGGUUGGACUGGACAUAUUUCUACUUCAUGGAGAGUAACACCACAAUUGAAUGUACCACAACCAGCUCAUAGUGAUCAUGGUGGAGCUCUUUAUAACGGCGAUACUCAUGUACUUUAUUGGGCAGAUGUUAGCUCAGAAAUUGCCUUUGUUGUACCCACUCAGUUAAACAAUAUGGUAAAUUCAGACUCACUGGAGGAAACAAGUUAUGGUAGUGAUAUCAGUUCUAAUCAAGUUUGGUUUGAAAGAAGCAUUAGUGAAAGUACUUCACCUCGAAAUAGUGGGACAGGACAGAAUACAAUGCAAAACUCGCGAACAAUGUCACUUGAUUUAGAAAAACAGCCACCUAGUUUAACAGGAUCUAAUUCCUGUACCUCUUCUAAUGUGGAUUUAGUAAAACCAAGAAAAACAGCUAAACAAGUUUUACCUGUACAAACUGACAUUAAAAUUAUGGUUGUUUGGCUAGAGAGUUUAGAGGAUUUUGCUCAAUUUCCAAUUAGUGAUCUUCUUCCUUGUACUUAUAGCGGUCUUGAACAAUCAAGAGUCAUUCAAGUAUCAGAUGUACAAGUAAUUUUUCUCCAAGCUCUCAGUAGUGGAUUAAUGAGAGUCAGAUUACAAGGUCCAGUUUCUAGAAUUAAUUUGGCCACUCCACUAAUUGAUGGGAUGGUUGUAUCUAGAAGGGUAUUGGGAACACUUGUUAGACAAACAGCAUUAAAUAUGGGACGUAGGAAAAGGCUUGACAAUGAUAGUUACCACCCACCACAUGUACGUAGACGUUUGAAGAUUCAAGAAAUGGUACAAAAAUAUAAGAAAAAUUUAACUGAACCAGAGCUACUAACACUUUUAUUUAGUAGUACCCAAACUUAUCAAAUUUAGUAAAAUUAAUAUAAAUUAAAUUUACAUUAAAUUACACAUAUAAUAAAGAUAUAUUUCUGAAUAAUAAAUAUACAUUACUAUAGAA